Messenger RNA from Suillus fuscotomentosus, 3267 nucleotides. Its product is annotated as ubiquitin elongating factor core-domain-containing protein. Lineage: Eukaryota; Fungi; Basidiomycota; Agaricomycetes; Boletales; Suillaceae. Gene Ontology annotation, biological process: protein polyubiquitination. The transcript has 23 exons. Gene Ontology annotation, cellular component: ubiquitin ligase complex; nucleus; cytoplasm. The coding region runs from base 1 to 3267 and encodes 1088 amino acids. Gene Ontology annotation, molecular function: ubiquitin-ubiquitin ligase activity. The record is from RefSeq and is a predicted model, not a curated record.
AUGAGCGAACCCACUGAUGCUGAUCGUGUAUGGUUACUUUAUUUAUUCAUGAUUCGAGCAAAGCGCCUUGCAAAGUUGCAGGCAGGAUCUACGUCUAAUUCACCAACUCCUUCACCUGCCUCUCCCGGGCCUUCAACCACCAUAGCCCAGCUUCCCCAACCAAAACCAAAACCUCCUUUUAUUCCACCUCAAUCAACAACCCCGCCCCCUCAACGCAAUGUUUCUGUGAAGAGGAAGCCCACCGCACCUGCUCCCAAAAUUGAUUAUCAGACAUGGGAGAACGACACAAUAUCUACAGUCCUCAAGGUUACACUUAGUAAAUCAACUGCAGAGGCAAACGAGUAUGAUCUCGUGUGGCUCAAGCAUCUUCAGGUUGAGCUCGAGUCUGAGGGUCACCCUCAUAUGACUCUUACGAACGAUAUCGUGGAUCGACUCCUCAUCACUCGCCUCGAGCUUAAUGCGCAGGCCAUGUCCGACGACCUCGAAUAUGUCUCAGUGCUCGCCUCUCUCCCUCCUCAGUCCGUUUUCGAGUACCUUGUAGGCUGCUGGAAGCGUAUCAACACUGCCAGAUCAAUUUUACUCAAGAAGAACCCCGUCUCUGAAACCCAGCAAGCCACCGCACUCCUGAAUCAGCUCAGAGACCUCAUUAUCAGUUACAUAGGCCUUAACCUGCAGGAUCCGGAGAUGUUUCCACAACCCGCUGAUCGUCCACUAUCAACUCUUGGGUCACGCGAGCUACUCUCACCCUUGCUCUCCCUCUCUGCCCUAUCUACGCCUCUGUACGCAUCUACAAGCCACGUUCAGCUAUUCUUGCAGGACCUUGUCGUUCGCUUCGCAGACCCAGAUGAACUUUUAACCACGCUAAGCACCCUCGUCCACACUCUCGUCGCGCACACCCUUACCAUACCAUCGGAGGGCAUUGGUGGAAGCGGUGGGGACUCCGCAUGGCGUGGUGUCAUAGGAGGCAUGGAAGCCCUCGUCGGAGUAAAGCCCAUCGCAGAGAUGAUCACGAGAAUGCCGCAAUGGCUCGGCGAGGGUUUCGGGGUGGAAGUGACGGCUGCAAACUUUGAGAGGCUGUCUCUUAUGAGCCCGCUGCUUAGGCUGGGGACGUUCAGUCGGGAGUGGCCAGGUAUUGCGCAAAUAUACUUUAGCGACCCGACGAAACGCAGUCGUGCGGAUGUGGACUCGUCGAAUGCAAGUUUGAGAGGGACGUUGAAGAGUUUGCAGUCCUCCCUCUUUCAAAUAUUUAACACCCUCGUGCGCACAUCUCCCGAAGCGCGUGAGCGGGUAUUAGAAUACUUUGCGACAGUAGUGCGUCUCAACGUAAAACGCGCAGGAAUGCAGGUUGAGCCUGAUACCGUCGCGUCGGACAGCUUCAUGGUCAAUCUACAGAGCGUGUUGCUGAGAUUCGCGGAGCCCUUUAUGGACGCGAGAUAUACAAAGAUGAACCGCAUAGAUCCCUAUUAUUUUUCAGUAUCUACCCGAAUCGAUCUAAAGGAGGAGACGAGGAUCAAAGCGACAAGCGAUGAAGCUGCGCAAUGGGUCGAGGAGAGCAAGUCGAAGGCCGCAACGCUCAACUUCAUCUCCGACAUUUUCUAUCUCUGCAAUGCACUGGGACACUAUGGAUACAUACGCACGAUACAGGUGUACGAAGACUUGGGGAAGACACUUGAUGAUUACCAAAGGCACCAUGAUAUGAUUGCUGGGGAUGGGUCGUGGAUGGGGACACCUCAACAAGCGCACGUGCAAGCCACCAUCGAGAACGUCAAGAAUGAAAUGUCAAAGAUCCAAUCUCAACAACUUGCGUACCGUGUCCAGUUGCUUGAUCCUGAGCUCGUGUUCCGGUAUGUAGGGUUCACGAGCUUUGCGUCGACUUGGUUGAUCCGGAGCGUCGAUCCGCGGGGGACGCAUCCGAAUCCCGUCGUUGAAUUGCCCCUUUCGAAGGACGUUCCGAUGACAUUCCGAGUCCUUCCGGAGUUUAUUAUUGAGGAUGUGGUAGAGUUCUUUUUGUUUGUCGUGCGGCACUCGCCAGAGAGUCUUGACUUGUCUGGGAAGGACGAGCUUGUGAUCUUUGCGCUGACGUUCCUUACUUCGACAUGGUACAUCAAGAACCCUUUCUUGAAAGCUAAGAUCAACGAGGCGGUAUUUUAUGGUGUGUUGCCGUACGCAAAUGACAGACACGGGAUUUUGGGACACACGCUGAACACGCAUCCCGUCGCGCUCAAGAACUUGAUACCGGCAUUGACUCAUUUCUAUAUCGAAUCUGAGGACAUCGAUAUCUCAGACGCGAGGAGGAAUAUCGCUUACAUUCUGAAAGCGGUUUGGGAUAAUCCUGUUCACAGAGAUGCCUUGAAUAAGGAAGCUCAGAAUGUCGACAAAUUUAUCCGGUUCAUCAACCUCAUGAUCAACGACGUUACCUAUCUCAUGGAUGAGUCUCUCAGCGAGCUCACGCAGAUCCACAACAUCCAGACAGAGAUGCGCGAUCAAACCGCUUGGAACGCUCGUCCUCAGCAGUACCGACGUGAACGCGAAGGUGCGCUCCGCGGCCUCGAGCGACAUGCAUCUGGGUAUACCACGCUGGGCAGGUCCACCGUCGGUCUCUUGAAGGAUUUCACAGCAGAAACUAAGGGGCCAUUCAUGAUGCCCGAAAUCGUGGACAAACUCGCGGCUAUGCUGGAUUACAACCUCGAUGCGCUCGUUGGGCCCAAGUGCGGCGAGCUGAGGGUGCAAGACCCAGAGAAAUACAAGUUCAAUCCCCGUCAGCUCCUGAGCGAUAUUCUGCAAGUGUACAUCAACCUCAGUGAUCAAGAAGAGUUUGUGAGAGCUGUUGCAAAUGACGGAAGGAGUUAUAGGAAGGAGCUGUUUGAGGCGGCGAUGGAGACUGCUAGACGGGUGCCGUUGAAAACCGAGACUGAGAUUGGGGUUGUGAGGUCUUUUGUGUCCAAGGUGGAGGAGAUGAAAACUACGAUUGAGGCGGAGGAAGAUUUGGGUGAGAUACCGGAUGAGUUUUUAGACCCUCUCAUGGCCACGAUCAUGCGUGAUCCAGUCACGCUUCCAUCUUCUCGCGUCGUCAUAGACCGCUCGACUAUUCGGUCUCAUCUGCUCUCUGACUCCAAAGAUCCUUUCAACCGGGUGCCGUUGGUGGUAGAGGAUGUUAUCCCCAAUGUGGAACUUAAAGCACAGAUCGACGCGUUUAUAGCCGAGAGAAAGAACAAGCGGUCAACAAUAGAAGAGGGGAUUGUGAAGAUGGAUGUUUCCGUAGAUUGA